UCCAAUGUCCUUUAAAUUGUCGUCAUUUAUAUUUCCAGUAUUACCAUUAAUCGUUAUCUCUAAUUUUAGUGACUAUUAUAUUAGUUCAUUUCUUAUUCUAAAGAUAAUUGAUUGUAUGUGAAAUGACACCUUGAAUGAGCUUCGAAGUGGAUCGUUAUACGUCUGCUUGGGCACAUAUAGCCCUCUGUGCUGAUCUCACUUGGGCCUCGGAACCACCCGAUGAUUUUAUCGUAGCAAAUCAACGCCUAUGGGCACAACAUUGCCGUGUGUCCCAUGUUCUUCAAGAAACUGGGAUAGAAUCAGCUCAGGAUAUAACGAGUAGUAAUUGCGAUUCAUCAGAUAAACAUUUGGUAGCUCUACAAGAUAAUGGAAGCAGUAGUAGAAGAAGUGUGAAAGAUGUAAUACCGGAGUCCAGAUUGGCUCAAUUUUAUGGCAAUUUUUACUACGACGACGUAAGGGAAAACUGUUAUACGUGUUCAAAUGAAAAAGGAAACGUGCGUUAUAAUGGUCACGGCUGUGAAAAUUCCGAUCUUACAGAAUGCUGGAUGUUACCGGAGGUGGAGUAUUGGUUUCGUAAGUUAGUGGACAAUUCAGAUCGUGCGGUACCACGUCGUCGUCGACAGUGCAAGAUGCUUACUGAUAGCGAUUUCGAGCGCUGGAACUCGAGCGCUGAGCGAGUCGCGGACGAAGCUGCCCUAGAAGCUAGGAUCCGAAGCGUUCGUCCUUUGUGGAACCAACGUUCCGUUAUUAAUCAAGGCAGGAAGACAGCGAGGGCUCCGAGUCCACCACCAGCUCCUAGGAAGAUACGAGCGAGGCGACGACAACCGAAGAGUUUAGCGGCAUUAGCGCCGCCACCCCCAGCGUACUGCGUUGAUGCCCCGACUAAAUUAUUCUGCGAUCCAUCUUAUAAGUUUCAGUUUGAUGUAACACGUCCUCCACAAUUGACGGAUUAUCAAAGAGCGAUGGGUCGUUUAUCAGCUAGCGUGCAAGCGUUAAUGCGUUCCAGUGCAUCUCGAUGCCCAACAUAUAGAGGGACAAACGUAAGCCGUUACACUCCAACAAUUCCUAGACCUACACGUUUUCCUGACAAACGCUAUGGAGUUUGGUGGCCACGAGAAAAUCAAAACCGAUUAAACCAGAAAUAUAUCAUAAAUCAAGUCCAGAACAUGAAUACUGCUUAUAAAAUAGCUCAAAAGACUGAAAAGUCGGAAAGAAAAGAGGAAACAGAUAAAGAAGUUGAUCAGACAAGUAUUACGCAUACUGAAAAAGACGAAAAUAAAUCAGAUAUUAUAAAAAUGCAACAAAAGGAUAACCUAGUAGAUGACGGACAGUUACCUUCAACUAGUGCCGCUGCUCAAGAAGACUUAAGGAAGAAACGACUUUACAGCACUGUUCUCAGCACGAGCAUUGCACCACCUAUUCACUUAAAUACAGUUGGGAGUAUCAGACUUUCGAAGAAUCUAAACACGCAUGGUCUUAUAAAAUUAAACUCAAAAAUAGCUGUGUCUUCUAGAAUUCGUAUUCCAAUCGUCGAUACGAAAUUUGAGGAACUUGAAAAAGAAGCUUUAGAACAGUAUAAGGAUUCAGAUGAAAGUAUAGACACUAAGUUUCGCGAACUCGAAAAACAGGCAGUUGAACAAUACAGUAAUAGUAACAGCAAUACGAGUUGCAGCAGCGAUAAUUCAGGAAAGAAAAAGCCAGUUAAUUUGCCAACAAAUUGUGAAGGCAUAAAAGAAAAACGUUUGCCAAAAUCGCCAGACGAUAAAUCUGUCGACAGUGUUGUAAUAUAUUCACAAAAUUUUCCCGAUCUUAAUGCGAAAGGGCAGUCAAAUAGUUUGAAUUUAAAAAACUUCCACAUCCCCCCGAGGGGGGAAAAAAAGGAACCAACCCAUAGACUUAAUAAAUGUUUUCGAAAUGUAAAAAACGAUUCGAAAAGAGCAGCAUCAGACACAGACAAUGAAGCCAGAGAUACAACCGUCAAAGGCUCAAAGGCAAAUAAGGGUUCGAUGCGAUGGACAUUACACGUUAUGCCACCAAAAAAGAGGCAUUUAACUUUAUCAGAUUUCUCUUCAGACGAAGAAAUUAAAGAAAACAGCGGUUCAAUAAAAGACGCUGGGCCCUGUAUUAAAAAACACUUAUCAGGGAAAGUAAAAUUGUCUGCUCACGGUGGAGGUGAUUUGCACCCAAUCAUAAGGAAAACAUAGCA
Molecule: messenger RNA, 2206 nt
Organism: Vanessa atalanta (red admiral)
Lineage: Eukaryota; Metazoa; Arthropoda; Insecta; Lepidoptera; Nymphalidae
Exons: 7
Coding region: 135-2204 (689 amino acids)
Source: RefSeq, a predicted model, not a curated record